Messenger RNA from Ananas comosus (pineapple), 2621 nucleotides. RefSeq lists its product as uncharacterized. The record is from RefSeq and is a predicted model, not a curated record. The transcript has 7 exons. Lineage: Eukaryota; Viridiplantae; Streptophyta; Magnoliopsida; Poales; Bromeliaceae. The coding region runs from base 283 to 1092 and encodes 269 amino acids.
CUUUGCUUCUAUUCCCGGGCUUAUUCCACCCGGAAUACUUAUUCCGCGCGGAAUAGCGAGCUCGGCCACUUAUUCCGACUCCCAUUUAUCCCGUUUCCCAAUCCCGCACGCACAAUUCCACACGCGAAAUUAGGGCGAGGAGGAGGCGUUGCGGAGUAGUUCGCGCGAUCUCCGCUUUCGCUAAUUCAAUGGCGGAGCGAGAAUAAGAACCCUACGCUGUUCCUUCUCCCUCUCUCGUUCCCUUCCCCUGCGAUUCGCGGAAUAGGGUUUGGAUUACGAAUUAUGCAAGCGAGUUCAUGGAGGAGCAUACCCAUUGUGCGGAAUAGGGUGUGCUCGUCGACCCAAUUCGCGCAAUUCCAUUCCACGCCCCUAUCAUUAGCCAAAUGGAAGAGUAAAUUCGAUUACAAGGGUGAAAGAAGCAGUCAAAAACCAUGUAAGAAUUACAUCAGAUAUGCAGUUCGCCGAAAGCGUGCAGAAUCAAAGAAAGCUCUUAAAGACUAUCUUCUUUACGGCAAAUCUUCACAUCUAAACUUUCAGGAUGCAGAUGUAAAUUGGUUUGCUGAUUCGCAUGGAUGUGACAAUAUUCCUCGUGUUAAACGUUGUGGAAAAUCCAAUCGUCACAGUUCCUCCCACUCUGGGAAAGGCAAAAAUGGUGGGAGCAAGUGUUGGCAAAGUAACCAAAGUUUUUAUGACUUUCAUGACGAAGAUGAUUUCAUUCAUCCUGGUUCAGUAUUUGAAACUGUAUUUGGUCGGCACCGAGGUUUUGCUUGGUCUUACAUAUUGUGGGAGAACUUCCGUUUAAAUGAUACAAAAUUUACAUUCAAAUGGAGUGAUGAGUCACGAAGGCAAAAAGCACGAAAAAGAAUAUGGAGUGAAAGUGAUGAUGAUGGUGAUGAUGAAUCAACUAAUGUAGGCUCACAAGCCCAUAGGGUUACUCUGGGGUUGCCGCUUACUGGACCUUUAAAACUAGACGAGGUCAAAAGCGCUUUUCGUGUAUCUGCUUUGAAGUGGCAUCCUGACAAGCAUCAAGGCCCUUCACAGAGCAUCCAGUGGGCUUCUAACUUGUUGGAGCUCACGGAUUUUUUCAUGUAGUGAGGUGAUCACGAAAAAUUUCUCACUCACAAUCCGACUUUCUCAUGCUCAGAGCGGGGAAACUUUCUAUGUCGCUAAUGUGUACGGCCCUCCAUCUUGGGAGGGUACGGAUGAUUUCUGUAUGGAACUGCUGCUCUUUAGGGAUAUCUGUAAGGGUGGCUGGGUUGUCUGUGAUGAUUUUAACUGUACCAUAAGUCUAGCUGAACGGAGAGGCGGAAUGUGGAGCAAUAGAGUGAGACGUAUGUUCGAUGAUCUUAUUCGGAAUCUCGCGCUUUUGGAGUUGCCUAUGGUAAAUCAAUUAUUCACUUGGUCCAGCUCUUGCGAAAUAAGAUCAUCUCCUCAUUUCGACCGAGCGGAAUUUGAAAUUUCCACUUUCGAAGGUAGAGGCAGUUUCCAGAAUUAUCACAGAUCACUGUCCAAUUCUUCUUUCUAUUGGGGUAAGACAGAGGUAGUGUUUUUAGACUUGAAGAUGUUUGGUUGAAAAUUAAGAAUUUUCUUUCAAGUCCCCUGGCAUGCUAGAGAGAACUGGAGACUCAUGGGAUUAUAGUGUUAUCUUUUACGACCAAACUGCGCCACUGUCAUAAACAGAUACGAGAGUGGUGUGCGAACAAUUCUUAUAAUAUCAUGAAAGCAAAAUGAGUACUAUUGCAAGAAAUUUAGUAUAUAGACGGAGUAGAGGAGUUCCAGGUCUUAACGAAGGAGUUAAUUGACAAAAGGGAGAACCUUAAAGGUAGGUUUUCAGGUGCACUUGAGAACGGCGAAGUGUUGUGGAAACUCGGACAUGGAAAUACAAAGUUUUUCCAUGCAAUAACCAAUAACAGAAUGGCGUUCUAACGAGAUUAGGGCGGUAGAGGACAAAAUGGAGAAAAAUUGCCGUUCAUGGAGAUUAGAGUGAACUUUUCCAAACCAGGCGAGUUUCGAACCCUAAACAGCUAACUACCCCCUUUACUAUGGAAUAGAUUAAGAGAGUUGUGUUCCAACUAGGAGAUGACAAAGCGCCAGGUCCAAAUGGUUUCUCACUUGAGUUUUUAUUAGAGCUUUUGGGACGUGUUUAAUAUUUUCAUUGAGUUGUAUGAUGGACGGAUCUCCACACGUCCUAUUGAUUUUUCUUAUUUCAAGGUGCAAUGUGAUCCAAUUAUUUUCGACCCGUUAGUUUAUUGAAUGGGAUACAGAAGACAAGUUCAAAAGUACUGGAGUGGCAAAUAGACUGAAAGGAAUCAUACAAGCCCUUAUUUUCACAUCCCAGUUAGCUUUUCUUAAAAGUAAACUAUUGUUCGAUGCUUUUGUCAUAGCGAGCAAAUUGGUUGUGUGGGGCUGUAAAGAAAAUAGAGGGGGUUGGGGUGAUGGUGGAUGUUGAAAAUGCUUAACCAGGAUAAUGGAAGCGGCAAACACACACGAUCUGAUCAAAGGCAUUGGACCCUCUAUGGAUAGUUUGGCGACUCUCAUUUAGUACGCCGACGGCACUCUAUUCUCUUGUGAGACAGAGAAGAAGUAUUUGAAGAAUAAUUGAUUUUUGUAUUUUUCGAUCG